GCAACAUAUUUCUUCCGAGAGAUCCGAUAAAGUUGGGACAAUCGUUCCUAUUGUCCAUGGCUCACUCUCAAUCCUACCCCUUGUCCAAAUGCCUGCCUUCCCAAACCGAAGAAGAGAUGGAAAACCAGAAGAGGACCUAUCAAUACUUCAGGCACCUGGUUUCCACCCUUCCGAGAGUUGGAGGCUUUAAGCGCCCCUUCUACUGCUAUAAUGGCUGGUAUGCGAGGCUGCCUUCGUUGGUGUCCGCUAUGGUCGCCCGAGAGCACUUCCAGGCCCAACCUACAGAUGUGCUCCUUGCUACCUGCCCCAAGAGUGGAACCACAUGGCUUAAGGCCCUUCUUUUUGCGACGGUGAAUCGCAGCUCUCACACCAAUUCUCACCCACCCCUCGCCACCCUUAGCCCUCAUCAAUGUGUUCCCUCCCUCGAGUUCUCGGUUUACGUGAAUGAUCGCAUCCCUGACCUGGAUGCGCUCUCCUCACCGAGGCUCUUCGGCACCCAUAUCCCAUUCCAAUCACUACCGGCGUCCGUCAUAGACUCUGGUUGCAGAAUUGUCUAUCUGUAUCGUGAUCCGAAGGAUUGUUUCAUCUCCUUGUGGCACUUCGCCAACAAGUUCAGAGCCAAGGAUAAUAUUGAGCUCUGGACUCUCGAUGAAUUUCUCGAGCACUUCUCCAAUGGGAUCUCCCCCUUCGGGCCUUAUUGGGAUCAUGUGCUGGGAUACUGGAAUGGGCACCUGGAAAGGCCUCAGAAGGUCUUGUUUCUCAAAUAUGAAGAGCUAAUGCAGCACCCUGAGGUUCAUCUGAAAAGGUUGGCGGAGUUCGUUGGGUGUCCUUUCACUGAGGAUGAAGAGAAGGAAGGGGUGGUGGAAGGCAUCAUAAGGCUGUGCUCAUUCGAAAACUUGAGCAAUUUGGAGGUGAAUAAGAUUGGAAGGUCGGAGCUGGCGAUCGGAACAGUUGAGAAUAGCAUAUUUUUCAGGCGCGGUGAGGUUGGAGAUUGGGUGAAUCAUCUUACACCGGAGAUGGCUCGGCGAUUGGAGGAGAUUACGGAGAGCAAGUUUAGAGGUUCCGGUCUGAGCUUUUAGAUUAUCAUGAGAUAUCGUAGAUCGAUGUUGCUUGCUUGCAUGUCAUUUCUGUGUGCGAAAGUAUGUGCAGUUGUGCUUAUGUAUCCAUCAUAUAAGCCUACAAGUCUCUUGCUGAUAGCUCUAUAUCGAGCUGAUCCUAAUUAUUGCAAGGCAACUGGAUGGUGCAUAGCCCUUAACACUGCUAGCCCCCACCUUUCUACCUCCUUUCCAACCUCCAGAUUAAAACCCAUAUUACAUAGCUACAUGCGUUCCUUUUUCUUCUACCCCUUUAGAAAAUGAUUAGAUUUACCUUGUCAACAAACAAAUAUGAUGAGGCUAGGUAGUAUAAACUCCUCUUCAACAUGAAGCAUUCUAAUCAUUCAGCAUCUAUCACUUAAUGCUUCAUAAAUGUGUAUCUCAUAUAUCUGUUUAUAUGUGUCUGGGUUAAUGCUUUGAUGCAAUGGCAAGGGUUGCAAGCA
Molecule: messenger RNA, 1537 nt
Organism: Phoenix dactylifera (date palm)
Lineage: Eukaryota; Viridiplantae; Streptophyta; Magnoliopsida; Arecales; Arecaceae
Source: RefSeq, a predicted model, not a curated record